GUAAUCGAUACCAGAUCACCGGGAGGGAGGCGGCAAUGUUUUCAUGCCUUCUGACAAUCUGGCCAGCUCACUCUGCUAUGGCACCCGUAAUGUCGCAGACUAACAAUUCCCAUCCCGUUUAAAUCACUUGAGCAAAACGAGUGCGUUUUGCUUCUCCUGCUUUUAUUUGCCCAGCAUUUCUACCUGAAUCGGCCAUGACUGUAGAGCAGAAUGUCCUCCAGCAGCAUUCUCAAAAGCAUCAGCAGACACUACUAAACCAAUUACGAGAAGUCACAGGCACCACAGAUGUUCAACUCCUUCAACAGGCCUUGCAGGUGAGCAAUGGAGACCUGGCUGAGGCUGUGGCCUACCUGACAGAGAAGAAUGCCAAGAGUCCACAGCAAGACGAGACCACCUACUAUCAGACUUCCCAGGUGUCCAAUGACCGAUAUAUAAGCGUGGGCAGCCAAGCAGACUCAAAUGUCAUUGACCUGACCGGAGAUGAUAAAGAUGACCUUCAGAGAGCAAUUGCCCUCAGCCUGGCAGAGUCCAACCGGGCAUUCCGGGAGACCGGCAUAACCGAUGAGGAGCAGGCCAUCAGCAGAGUUCUGGAGGCAAGCAUAGCAGAGAACAAGGCAAGUCUGAAGCGCACCCAUACGGAAGUAUGGAGCGAUUCGCCCAACCCACAUGACAGGAAGAGGAUAGACAACUGCCCCGUAGGCUUGAAAAAUGUUGGCAAUACCUGCUGGUUCAGUGCCGUCAUUCAGUCUCUGUUCAACCUUCUGGAGUUCCAGCGACUGGUGCUUAACUACUCCCCACCAGCCAGGGUUCAUGAACUGCCCCGAAACCAGAAGGAACACAGAAACCUUCCCUUCAUGCAAGAGCUGAGGACCCUCUUCUCCCUCAUGGUUGGGUCCAAGAGGAAAUAUGUGGAUCCGUCACGGGCAGUGGAAAUCCUCAAAGAUGCCUUUAAGUCCAGUGAGUCACAACAGCAGGAUGUGAGCGAGUUCACACACAAGCUUCUGGACUGGCUGGAGGAUGCCUUUCAAAUGAAGGCUGAAGAAGACGGAGACGAGGACAAGCCAAAGAACCCGAUGGUGGAGCUUUUCUACGGGCGAUUCCUUGCCGUGGGUGUCCUGGAAGGUAAAAAAUUUGAGAACACCGAGAUGUUUGGCCAGUACCCGCUGCAGGUGAACGGCUUCAAGGAUCUCCACGAGUGUCUUGAGGCAGCAAUGAUCGAAGGGGAGAUUGAAUCCCUGCACUCUGCAGAGAAUUCUGCCAGGUCUGGACAAGAGCACUGGUUCACAGAACUCCCUCCCGUGUUGACCUUUGAGCUUUCAAGAUUUGAGUUUAAUCAAGCGCUUGGACGGCCUGAAAAGAUCCACAACAAGCUGGAGUUCCCCUCCAUGCUCUUCAUGGACAGAUACAUGGACAGAAACCGAGAAAUAACCAGAAUCAAGAGAGAGGAAAUCAGGCGGUUAAAAGAGCAUUUGACUCUGCUCCAGCAGAGAUUGGAAAGGUAUCUGAGCUAUGGGUCCGGCCCCAAGAGGUUUCCUCUGGCAGAUGUCCUCCAGUAUGCAAUGGAGUUUGCCUCCAGUAAGCCUGUAUGCACCUCGCCUGUCGAAGAUAUCGACUCAUCAGCCCCUCCUGGUGGCACAACUGGACUACAACUGCCCCCUCCCAGCAGCUCGGCCGAGCAGGACUCUUCGGCUUCGGCGGAGAGCUCAGGCUCAGGCUCAGGCUCUGCCUCGGGCACGGCGGCCCAGCAGCAGAGAGCGCCCGUCCACAAGCCGUUCACCCAGUCCAGACUACCUCCUGAUCUCCCCAUGCACCCCGCACCACGCCACAUCACUGAAGAGGAAUUGAGGGUGCUUGAGGGAUGCCUGCAUCGAUGGAGGAGCGAAGUUGAAAAGGACACCCGCGAUCUACAGGAGAGCAUAAAGAGAAUCCUCAGAACCAUUGAGCUGAUGUACUCGGACAAAUCAAUGAUGCAGGUUCCUUACCGGCUUCAUGCAGUCUUGGUCCACGAAGGCCAGGCGAACGCAGGUCACUACUGGGCCUACAUCUACGACCCACACCAGCGUUGCUGGAUGAAGUACAACGAUAUCGCCGUUACGAAAUCCUCCUGGGAGGAGCUUGUGCGGGACUCAUUCGGAGGCUACCGCAACGCCAGUGCCUACUGUCUCAUGUACAUCAAUGACAAGAAGCCCUUUCUCAUAGAAGAAGACUUUGAUAAAGAAACUGGCCAGGUACUGAGCGGCAUGGACAAACUUCCGCCGGACCUGAAGCAGUAUGUCAAGGGGGACAAUGAGCUCUUUGACAAGGAGAUUGUGGAGUGGAAUGCACUGCAGGCUCGGAAGGCCCAACAGGAAAAGUUGGCUUUCGCCGCGGCUGCGGCAGCGGCUGCGGCAGCGGCCUCGACAGCGUCCAGCGCCUCCUCACCUCAGCCCAUGAGUAUUGAUUGCAGCCCUCCAGACAAUGCAGCACUCCAGCAGGAUCCCGAGUACAUGGAGCAGCCGUCGCCCACCAGUGACUCCAAACAUCUCCAGGAGGACACGGAGAGGGCCAUUUCCAGGGCGAGUGCUGAACAGGAGGAGAGAAGCCCCGAAGCACUGUUAAAUGCCCCUGAAGUCCACUUGAGCACCCCCCCAAUCCCAAGUCCUGAUUUUGUCAUGGAGGACGAUUCCCCUGUCCACCACACCGUAGAGGUGGCCAUUCCCGAUGUGGGGACCUUUGUCAUUGAGUCAAAAGAAGGGGGGUACGAUGAUGAGUUCCUGCUUCCCGGGCAGGCAAUGAUGACCCCAAACAUGCAGGGUGUAAUUAUGGCUAUUGGCAAAUCCAGCAGAGUAUAUGAAAAGAAUGGGCCUGAGGCAGCCUUUUUUAAGGCACUCAAAUUAGAAUACGCUCGACUCGUGAGGUUCGCCCAAGAAGACACUCCCCCAGGGAAGGACUACAGACUUCAUCACGUCAUUGUCUACUUCCUCCAGAACCAGGCACCCAAGAAGAUCCUUGAGAGGACUUUACUCACUCAGUUUGCUGACCGGAACUUGGCAUUUGAUGAGAGAUGCAAAAGUAUUAUGAAUGUGGCACGUGCAAAACUGGACCUAAUUAAGGCCGAGGAGGUCAACAUGGAUGAGUAUGAGAUAUGGCAUCAAGACUACAGGAACUUCCGAGAAACAACCAUUUUUAUGAUAACCGGCUUGGAGCUCUUCCACAAGACAAAUUAUGUGGAGGCGCUGAUAUAUCUGAUAUACUCGUACCAGUACAACAAAGAGCUUUUGUCCAAAGGAGCGUACAGAGGACACGAUGAGGAGUUCCUUGGUCAUUACCGUCGCGAUUGUUUGCUGAAAUUAAACGAGCAAGCGGCAGCCAUGUUUGAGUCCGGAGAGGAACCAGAGGUGACCACUGGUUUGGGAAUCAUGAAUGAGUUGGUGGUGCCCUGCAUCCCCUUGCUGCUGCUCCAUGACACCGAGAGGGACCUGCUGGCAGUGGAAGACAUGAGGAACCGCUGGUGCUCUUACCUGGGUCAAGAAAUGGACUCCAACCUCCAAGAAAAGCUGACUGACUUCCUCCCCAAGUUACUGGACUGCUCGACGGAGAUCAAAAGCUUCCACGACCCCCCCAAGGUGCCCGCCCACUCCACCUUGGAGCUGUGUGAAAGAUUCGGCCGCAUCAUGACCACACUCUGCAAGGUGGCCAACCACGGGAGAUGAGCUCUGCAGAUGGAACCUCUCUCUCUCUCCCUCUCCCCCCUUAGGCUCAAAAAUCCCAUGGACCUCUCUUAACCCAUGCCUUCCUUUAGAAAUCCAGGGCUCACUUGCUUUCUAGCGCUUAUUCCUCUGUUACUCUUUUGCUGCCAUUACCGAUAUUUCAUUUAUUCUACGCAAAAAAAAAACCCAACAGAGGAGGUUUAAUGGGGAGAGGACAAAGUGGACUGUUUUUGGAGGGAAGAUGAAAAGCGAAAUGUGGGUGGAGCACAAAAAAAGCGACUAUUCUGCAGCUAAAAGCCAAGCACAUUCAGUAUCAGCUUUGCGAGACAACACAAAUUUGGGGGUGCUCCUAGUUUACAAGUGUUGUCAGCGUCCCCCCGACCGACCGACCGACCGACCGUGUUACAAAGCUCUUUUUUUCAAAGCAUCCGCCGUCUCUGCGUGCAUAAAAAGGUUUGUCUGCCUGCUCUGCCUCCAGCUUGGUGCAGUAUUACUACCAUUUGAUUCAUUUUUCUAAGAAUGAAAACGAUGAAACUUAAAGAAACUCUCAGUAACUCAAGCGGCUCUUAUGUAUUUGUGGGCUGCUCCACGAUUAGAUGGUUUAAGUGCUGUGGUGGCCAGCCAUGGACUCUCUCUCUGUGGCUUGUUAAUAAAUCCAUAGAAUAAAGUUUUAUUUAUGGCCCUUUUAGGCCAAAUA
Messenger RNA from Syngnathus typhle (broad-nosed pipefish), 4386 nucleotides. RefSeq names its product ubiquitin specific peptidase 25 (gene usp25). The record is from RefSeq and is a predicted model, not a curated record. Gene Ontology annotation, molecular function: cysteine-type endopeptidase activity; cysteine-type deubiquitinase activity; protein binding. Gene Ontology annotation, cellular component: cytosol; nucleus. The transcript is spliced from 26 exons. Gene Ontology annotation, biological process: protein deubiquitination; regulation of protein stability. Lineage: Eukaryota; Metazoa; Chordata; Actinopteri; Syngnathiformes; Syngnathidae. Bases 195 to 3692 code for a protein of 1165 amino acids.